AUGAAGUUUUUCAGUGUUUUCUUGCUCGGUGCCAUGGCUACCCUGACCUACGUAGGAGACAUUAAUCACCUCCAUGCCCGCUGCAUUGCUACCCAUCGACACGGUCCCGCUCUUCAUACCUCAAACUCCCUUGCUCUGAUUGUCGCCUUCUCCCUUCAUCUCUCACCUAGCUAUAGCUCCGAGAUGGGUGAAGUUGAAAUACUAUCGCUGACGGCGAUCUUCCUGGGCAUCGCCGUUCUAUUCCUACAAUUCGAGGUAUGUCCUCAACACCGUUAUUCUGGAAUCGAGGCUGAUGACCCCAAAGUCCUAGAGACUAGCGAAACGGAUUGA
This is a messenger RNA of Penicillium riverlandense, 330 nucleotides long. RefSeq lists its product as uncharacterized. The record is from RefSeq and is a predicted model, not a curated record. Bases 1 to 330 code for a protein of 109 amino acids. The transcript is spliced from 2 exons. NCBI's taxonomy places the organism in Eukaryota, Fungi, Ascomycota, Eurotiomycetes, Eurotiales, Aspergillaceae.